GAGGACUCUAGGGGCGGAGGGGCGACUCGAUGGCGCCGGGCGUGAGAACGGAUGCCACCUCCGGUGAUCGCCGGAGGGUGGGCGGACGUUUUUGGGCGCUCGCGGAGGAGGAGAGCGGGGGUGAGGAUGACGACGGCGAACGUCCAGGCAGCUCGUCGGAGUAUUCGCCGACGCCCUCAGAUGUGAUUUGUGAAACUUUCGAUCCCGGCUAUGAGGAGGACGAGGUGGCGCAGAUUGUGGAAGCGGUGAUCCCUCCGGAGGAUCCGGCGAGGUCUGGACUGCGUCCCGGAGAAAAUCUGAAAUUGCUCCGGCGCGUCGUUCACCGGAGGACGGCCGCGUCCGCGUCUCGACCUUGGAAGGACCCUAUUCCCAAGGUUAUAUUCCGAACUACGGCACGGAUCCGUUCGUGGUCGCCACUCACUCGGACGGAGGUCAGGGAGCAUUUGGUUACUGGAUCUGUCCGCUGGGAGAUGGUAGCUCGGAAUAUAUUCAACCGGUUUGGAUGGCAGUCAUGUAAUAGGAUAGGCAUCUAGUUUACUUAUCCUUUGGUAGCCAGCCGGUUGUGGCCUCUUAUCUUGGCUAGUUGUGGUUUCUAGCUACUCUAUGGCUCUGUGUGAGCUUUUUUUACUUUUUCCUGUUUUGGAGACCUUCGAACCUUGUUGACACUAUCUUUGUUUGGUUUAUAAGAUGGCCGUAUGCAUCAUUCUGAUGCAGAGGCCAGGGAA
Molecule: messenger RNA, 725 nt
Organism: Triticum dicoccoides
Lineage: Eukaryota; Viridiplantae; Streptophyta; Magnoliopsida; Poales; Poaceae
Exons: 2
Coding region: 30-533 (167 amino acids)
Source: RefSeq, a predicted model, not a curated record